Trematosphaeria pertusa is the source of this 437-nucleotide messenger RNA. RefSeq lists its product as uncharacterized. NCBI's taxonomy places the organism in Eukaryota, Fungi, Ascomycota, Dothideomycetes, Pleosporales, Trematosphaeriaceae. The record is from RefSeq and is a predicted model, not a curated record. The transcript has a single exon. Bases 104 to 343 code for a protein of 79 amino acids.
GCACGCGCCCGCUCACCGUGGCGACUGCAAACCGUGCGUGUGCCUUUGCGCGCGGUCCGCGGUGGUGGAUGUGAAUGUAGCAGGAGGGAGAGAGGUGAAGGGAAUGCGAUUCUGCCUGCUACACAUUUGGUGUUAUUUCGCUCGCUCGAUGGAGUGUGCCAGAAGGAUCCAGAAGGGGGAUCCUAGGUGCGCGAUGGUGACGGUGCCGUCCAAGAUGCUGAAUAAUGGUGUUGUGGUCGUGAAGUGCCCUCAAAGCCAGCAGCGGGCGAGACGGGCGGUGGGCAAGGUUAUAUGCAGCCAGCACAGGCUGGGUUCCGCGCACGGGAGAAGGCGACUGCCCUAGGCAAGCCACACCCUGCCAGCCCAGUCACCGCUAGCGACCCCCUGGACGCCCCCGAAUCGCAGUCCACCAGGUCCCUAAUCUACGGGACGACCAG